Molecule: messenger RNA, 1455 nt
Organism: Trichobilharzia szidati
Lineage: Eukaryota; Metazoa; Platyhelminthes; Trematoda; Strigeidida; Schistosomatidae
Source: the annotation of a GenBank genome assembly
CAAGUACAGAGGAUCAAUUGUACCAUAAAAAGUUUUGAAAUGGUUUGAUUUCUUGAUAUGGUGUCCAAAAUACCAUCUAUGUAUUCAUUUUUCGUCUAAAAAAUUUGGAAGUUUUGACCUCAUAUAGCUAUAUAGCUGUAGAAAAUGAACACUUCCUAAGAGGUUCUGAUAAAUUCAUCAUUUGUUAGACAGCUUUAUAGUAUACGUAAGUUAACUUUCGAUUUUUUUUUCCAACACAAUUGUGUCUCUUUUCUUUCUCCCUUCCCGUACAUCAAUGGGAAAUAUUCUCCCUGAAUUUAGCAGCAGCAUUUCUUUUCGUACUCUACCAAGAGUUUGGAAGUUUUGUAAUUUUUCUGAGACACGCGCAAUGUAUAUAUUUGUAAAAAUCCAGGAAAUGUUGACAAACGUUCAUGUAGCUGCAGUGAACAGAGUAUUGGCCAUAUUAUCUUUCUUGUUAAAUUUUCUUGGGAAAUCGCUUCUACAAAAGUGCAUUCGUGACAUGCCAAAAAAGAAGAAAGUCAAAUCCAGUAAAAAGGGUGGCAAAAGACUGAAAAUUUCAGGAAAGAAGAAAACAACUUUAGAAGUAAAAAUUGAAAAAUUUCGUGCGGAUGAAGAGAAAUACAUUGAUUUUUUAAAGCGCUCAAACUACUGGAUAAUAGAAAAUAUAGGACAGCUAAAGAGUCUUCUUCACCAAACAGUUCACUACUCAGAUACUAAUUUCACUUACGAUGAUUUUAAAGCUGCUGUAUUGUCACUAAACUGUCCAUUCACCAAGCUCGAAGUCGAUGUUAUUACAAGAUUACUGGAUCAAGACAAAAACGGCUUUAUUGAAUACGAAGAUCUAUCUACCAGUUUAACAAAUUUGAGCCUUAAAGAUGGGACCUUGAGAGCAUUGGAAAUUGAAAAAAUACAGAAAUCUGAAAGAGGAUGGAUUAUCUGCAAAUUUCACUGUUUGAACUGUAUAAAUAUACGUGAUAGCCCACUACACUUUGAACGAUUAGUACCGCUGAACACUUUUACUGAAGGUUUGAUAAGCAUUAUUCGCCAAGAAACAUUACUGUGGUUGCCAAGAAUAUCAAUCUUUGUAAGUGCCAAUGAAGAACCUGAUAGUGAACUGCAACCAGAAUCCAUGUUGACUGACUAUGAUAUCAAAAGUGGCAGCAAAUACGAUGCACCAAGUCUAGAUCUAUUCUAUCGAUCAACUGGUAGAAUACUGAGGAAUGAUGCAUGUGUGAAUGAAGUUCACAUUAUGCCAGAAGAAAUACAAGCAGAUCCUGUUUUAUGGUCAAAAUUAGUCACUGAAAAUAUUAAAUUUCAAGAGAAAUCAACUAAAUACAACAAACUUCUUAAUACAUUGGAUAAUGACAAGAAUGUUUUUGCAUAAAGUUUUAUACACAGUUCAAAAAUAUUUUAUGAACAAACAAUUACUGUAAAAAUAACAAACAAUAGUAGCGC